This is a messenger RNA of Paraglomus occultum, 159 nucleotides long. The record is from the annotation of a GenBank genome assembly. NCBI's taxonomy places the organism in Eukaryota, Fungi, Glomeromycota, Glomeromycetes, Paraglomerales, Paraglomeraceae.
ACUCUCAACAACGGAAGAAGGACUAUCAACUUCCAGUUGUCAACAAAAGAUUCUGCACGCGCAAUUCCUUCGAGAAUCGAUGAAGAACAUGAGGCUGUGUUUCAUUUCCAAACUGAGGUUUUGUUCGAGCACCAGAGUUUACUUACACCAUACGAAGGU